Capsaspora owczarzaki ATCC 30864 is the source of this 1609-nucleotide messenger RNA. RefSeq lists its product as hypothetical. Gene Ontology annotation, molecular function: transmembrane transporter activity. Lineage: Eukaryota; Filasterea; Ministeriida; Capsasporidae. The record is from RefSeq and is a predicted model, not a curated record. Gene Ontology annotation, biological process: transmembrane transport. Bases 64 to 1419 code for a protein of 451 amino acids. The transcript has 5 exons.
CUUUCAUUCAUUCUACAUCCUCGCCAGAAAACCUCAAACCAAAACGUCUGCAGUCGGGCUGAGAUGCGGGUCGCACUCGCUUUGUGCAUUGGCGGUGCCUGCCUGUACGCGUCGAGGUCGAUCAUGUCGCUGGCCAUGGUUCCGAUGCACGACGAGCUCGGCUGGGACAAGUCCGUUUCGGGCGUCGUGCUGUCCUCCUUCUUUGCAGGGUACACGCUCACCCAGGCGGUCGGCGGCACCCUUGCAGAUCGCUACGGCGGUGUCCGUGUGCUUGGCCUGGCCGCGCUGUUCUGGCUGCUCACGACGGUGGCCAUUCCGGUUGUAGCGCCGUAUGGAACACUUGCGGUUGUUGUGACGCGCUUCCUCACAGGCUGCUUCCAGGGCUUCCACUACCCGUCCAUGAUGCGGAUUCUGUCUCACGAUGUCGCUGCUGCCGAGCGGGAGGCUGCAACUUCAAUUGCGUGCUCGGGCGCGUACAUCGGAACACUCGUCUGCGGCACACUUGGCACGCUGAUGAUUGACAAGCUCUCGUGGCAGAUUGCAUUCUACCUUGUCGGUGGCAUCGGGUUGCUGUGGCGUGGACUCAUCUGGCAAGCGGUGACUGACAGUCCCAUCAAACCCAGCCACAGCACCCUCGACCUCGGCGCGUCAAACAACCCCAGCGCUGAUUUAUCGAUCGCGGUUACCUCGCACGGGGCGAAUGCAGACCAUGUGGUUGCGCUUCCGGCCUCCGCUUUGUCUAGCGGACAGGCGUCUUCAACAAAGCAAACGUUCGUGUACCAAGCGUUCGCGUUUCCCGCCACUUGGGUCAUGCUGCUGGCCCAUAUGUGCUGCGGCGCCUUCACUUUUGUGCUUGUAACAUGGCUCCCAACUUACUUUUCAGACCUGAAAGCGGCUGCUGCGACCAAGGCGCACCGACAUGCUUCAAGCAACUCUCCCGUCCACCAUUCGCUGUCUGUGGUCGACAAUGCGUUGCCCUGGGCGUGCGUAUUUCUGUGCACGUUGGCUUCAGGUCGCGUGGCACAGUAUCUCCUCCACCGACACUGGGAUUUGACACGCGUGCGAAAAACCAUGCAGGGCAUUUCUCUUGUGGGCCCAGCCGUGUGCUUGUUGGCGCUGUGUCACGUCGAGUCCCCGUCGAUGGCGCUCAUUUUGAUGUGUCUCGUCCUGGGAUGUGGCGGCUUUUCCACCUCAGGCACCAUGUCAAACCCCCAAGACAUUGCGCCUGCACACGCCGGUGCACUCUUUGGCAUCAUCAACUCGCUGUCGGCCUUCUCUGGUGUGGUGUUUGUGACUCUCACCGGCCAUCUUCUCGAGACAACGGGGCAGUGGUCGAGCAUUUUCUUCCCGUUGGCAGUUUUCUGUAUGCUGGGAGCCAUUGGCUACUCGGCGCUGGGUACAGCACGGCGAUUGAUAUAGCCGCUUUCCAUUUCCGUUGGCGUAUUGAGCAUGUCCCAUUCAACCACCGAGCUGCAGCUCAAUUGUUAAGCAUUUUUUUGUCAAAGCUUUGUAAUUUUGUUUGAUUUUCCUUUUCCUUACUGUUUCGAUUCCACGUUUUUUUAUUCCCCAAUUCAUGUACUAAAAGUGACAUUUUUUUGUUGAUGCUCCG